CCCGCAGGUGGUGGCCGUGCCGUGAGGCCCCAGUAGGCCGCACUGGAGCAUCCCUGGGCCGGGUCCUCGGCCCCGAGGCGUGUGGGCCGCGCUCGACCUUAACUGCGGCCGGAAGGCCUGACGGCUGGACAGGUUUUCUUUCCUAUGGAAGAAAGCACUGAAAAAUGAUGGGGUUGUGGGCACUGUUGUGUGGGAUGAGUUUAUUCGCCAGCACUACAUGUCGGGCCGGUGCCCGCAGCGCCGCCCUACCCAUGGCGCCCGGUUGCCAUGGAAAUAGCCGGGCCGCCACCGCCCUGUCCGUCUCCAACCAAUCACCUCGGCUGUAGGGGCGGGACUUCCGGCUGCUGUCCCGGAAGGAGGCGGGAGCAGCCCGGCGUGAGUUACAGAGCUGUGCAUCUGAACUAAGGAGAUAAGGAAGUUCUUCUGAGUCUUUGUCCUGACAAAAGAGGAGGUCUUGCUUGGAAUCAGUCACUGCAUAUGUAACAUACUUGUGGGAAACUUCUUCAUUUGUAACAUACCUCUUGGAAAAAUUCUGCUUAGGUAACACAGAAUUUAAACACUAAAGGAAGAUGUCUUUUUUCCCAAAAAUCUCUUUCCAACAUGAAGUUGAAGAGUAUCUCAGCAAAGUGUUCAGAAAUAAUGAGCUUAUAACUGCUUUAGGUACAAAGGAGGCAGAGAGUAAAUAUCAAUCUCUGUUAAGUCAUCUAUCUCAUCCACCAGCUGUCACAACCGUUAGAGUUAAUACCAACUUGGCCUCAGUGAAACACGUGAAAAAAUUGCUGCUUGAAGAGAUCCAGAAGUUUAAAGGAACCUGUGUUCCAGUUCUUGAGCACCCACAACUCCGGGACAUCUUAUUAAUUCCUGCUAUUGGACCCAGGCAAGAUUUAAAAAAAUAUGAGUCUGAAGUCAUUGUUGGAGCACAGUGUGGGUACGCAGUACUUCGAGGAGCGCACGUUUAUGUUCCUGGCAUCAUAUCUACUUCAAGAUUUGUGAAGGCUGGAGAUUUAGUCUCAGUCUAUUCGGAUAUUGAAGGGAAAUGUAAAAGAGGAGCCAAAGAAUUUGAAGGAGUCAAAGUUUUCCUUGGAAAUGGGAUUUCAGAACUGAAUCGUAGUGACAUUUUCAGUUCGCAUGGCCGAAUGACUGGGUUAGGCGUAAGAAUGACAGAGCCAGUCUAUCUUAGUCCUUCGUUUGACAGUGUGCUUCCUAGUCAUUUAUUUUUACAGAACUUACCUUCAGUCGUUGUCAGCCAUGUUUUAAACCCUCAACCAGGAGAAAGAAUUUUGGACAUGUGUGCUGCACCUGGAGGAAAAACAACCCAUCUUGCAACAUUAAUGCGUGAUCAGGGUGAAGUAAUAGCAAUGGACAAGAUCGCUAACAAGGUCAAAAAAAUUAAGCAGAAUGCUGAAUUACUACAGUUGAAUUGUAUAAAGGCAUUUUGCUAUGAUGGAACAAAAGCACUGACAGCUGAGAAGAGAGAGGAUAAACAAGAAGGACCUCCAUUCUUACCAGAGUCAUUUGAUCGAGUUCUUCUUGAUGCUCCAUGCAGUGGGAUGGGACAGAGACCAAAUAUGGCUUAUUCCUCAACUUUAAAGGAAGUGACAUCUUACCAGCCACUGCAGCGCAAGCUUUUCACUGUGGCAGUGAAAUUACUGAAGCCAGGAGGUGUCUUAGUAUAUAGUACAUGUACAAUUACACUUUCUGAAAAUGAGGAGCAAGUUGCAUGGGCCCUGGAAACUUUUCCAUGCCUCCAGCUUCAGCCACAGGAACCUCACAUUGGAGGAGAAGGCAUGAGGGGAGCCGGACUGGCACUCCAUCAGUUGAAGCUGCUGCAGAGAUUUGAUCCAUCUGCUGGGACUCUGCAAGGAACAGAUAUGGAGUCUUUGCAAGAUUGCAAGGAAGAAGAUUUGGUUUCACUGGCAAAUAAGGACUGUAUAGGAUUUUUUAUUGCAAAAUUUAUGAAGUUGAAGGGUAAAUAAACAUCUAGCAAUACAACCUGGAAAAAUACCUCUGUGAGCCUAAGAGCAGUUCAGACGUGAAGUGCAUGUGGUGGUGCUGCGAGGUUGCCAAGCCAAUCGGUGACGGCAGGGUUGCCAUGGCAGCACUACAAUCUGCCAGCUGUUCUGCUGGGAAAGAGCCACAGGUUGCAGAAAGUCGGGGCUGGGGGAAGGGCAGCAUCAUUUUUAGGUCUGUUUGCUUUUAUAUUCACAGCAGGUCCGCGCCUGGAUGACAAGUAUGUUCAGUAACUUCUGCUUCUGUCUGUUAUCUCUCGCUGUGUGAGUGGCUUACCUAGUGCAGGAGAAGUGGGAACAGGGGCUGGGGGGUGGCAAGGUAAGCUCCUCUGUGAAAUGCAAGCAGAAAUAAAACAGACGGGAACCAUUA
Messenger RNA from Phasianus colchicus (ring-necked pheasant), 2379 nucleotides. It is a transcript of the gene NSUN6, whose product is annotated as NOP2/Sun RNA methyltransferase 6. The record is from RefSeq and is a predicted model, not a curated record. Gene Ontology annotation, molecular function: RNA methyltransferase activity; RNA binding. Gene Ontology annotation, biological process: RNA methylation. Lineage: Eukaryota; Metazoa; Chordata; Aves; Galliformes; Phasianidae.